Molecule: messenger RNA, 1365 nt
Organism: Vigna radiata var. radiata (mung bean)
Lineage: Eukaryota; Viridiplantae; Streptophyta; Magnoliopsida; Fabales; Fabaceae
Exons: 8
Coding region: 1-1365 (454 amino acids)
Biological process (GO): proteolysis
Molecular function (GO): cysteine-type peptidase activity
Source: RefSeq, a predicted model, not a curated record
AUGCCAAAACGAUGUAGAGUUGAUGAAGCUGUAGAUGAUAGCUCNGAUGAUGGCACCUUUGAAGCAAACCUUGAGGAGACAUUGAAGAAGAAUAAUGAAGAAAUUAUGGCGUCGUCUUCAAGGCUAGUUUUUUUGAAGAAUGAGGUAUGUAAAAUUCGUGACAUUCCAAUUGUGAAUGAAGAAGGUNUUGGAGGACUUCAUGAAGAGGCUUUAGGUGAACAAGGUUUUGGAGGAGAUGAUGAAGAAGGUUUAGGUGAAGAACCUUUAGUUGAAGGAGGUGUUGGGGGAAUUGGUGAAGAACCUUUAGUUGAGGAAGGUGUUGGAGUUGUUGAUGAAGAAGGUUUAGAUGAGGAAGGGGUUCGAGUUGUUGAUGAAGAACCUUGUGGUGGUGACGAAGGCGCUGGAGGAGUUCAUGAAGAACCUUUGGGUGAAGGUGUUGGAGGAGUUCAUGAAGAACCUUUAGGUGGAGCUUUUUAUGAAGAAACUGUGGCUGACCUUGAAGUAGAACUUCAAAAGGUUGUUGAAAUUGUUAAACUUGUUGAAAAUGAACAACGGCAUGCACCGCAACCAAUGGCAAUCGAACCUCUGCGUGCAGUUGCUGGUGAUCCAAGGCCUAGCGUCAAUGCUGAGAAACUGUACAUCGCCGUUAGCGUAAAGGAUAGACCACACAGGAUCGUCUGUGACAUAAUUGGGCAGUCAUUGAGCACAACAUCUAUUCAAACCUUAGGUCCUCGCGAACUGGUUGAUAACAUGUUGGUGCUAUUUGCAACUACUGUAUUUAUGCACUUUGAGAAAAGGAGGACGGGGGUUGUGAAGAGGAUCCUUUUUAGUUCGUUAUAUGCGAAGGACAAAAACCGUCGUGUGUUUAGUGCCCAUAAUUAUAGCAGUUGUUUGCGUGCGGGACACUUUAGCCUUGCAGACAUUCCAACAGCUGACUUUUUGUUUCUUCCUUUUUGCCAUAAUUAUCAUUGGUGGUGCUAUGUUGUAAAAAUUAGCACAUUGGAAUUAUAUAUUAUUGAUUCUAUGGCGAAGGGCAUAAGAGACCGCAGAAGGAUUGACAUUCAUGUGGCUGCAAACCUUGCCACAUUUUUUUGCAUGUUGUACAACAAACCGGAAGGGAGUAUUGCUCCUUUGACUUUUGUACAAACAAAAAUUCCUGCCCAGCCCAACCUACAUGACUGUGGAGUUAUAAUGUUACAAGCUAUGGAAGUUUGGGAUGGACAGGAUAAAUUCAAUGGCAGUAGCAUGCCACAAUACUCAAACGAGGAUCUGCGUGCAAUAAGAAAGCGAUACGCAACUGAAUGGAUCCUAGACGAGGAGAACAUAAGAUUAAUGGAUGCACUAGACGUCUUUGGAAUGUUGUAG